AUGAUGUAUGUAGGUACAAGCGCGGAUAUCAAGGUCAAGAGAAAGUACCAUUCCGAGGAUCAGGGAUCAAAGACGAAGACGAAGCCGGUGGGUAAUGUGCUCCUAGCCUGCCUGCAGGUGGCUUGCGAAAUCUGGACCGUGUAUCGCAUCAUCAUCCUUCUGUCCAGAGAAAGGUUACUACUGGUACACCAGAGGCUGCAAUCAACCUUGACCUAA
Pyricularia oryzae 70-15 is the source of this 216-nucleotide messenger RNA. RefSeq lists its product as uncharacterized. NCBI's taxonomy places the organism in Eukaryota, Fungi, Ascomycota, Sordariomycetes, Magnaporthales, Pyriculariaceae. Bases 1 to 216 code for a protein of 71 amino acids. The record is from RefSeq and is a predicted model, not a curated record. The transcript has 2 exons.